CCUGUCUUCUACUCGUGUGAUAUCCUACAAGUGAGUUUUGUUUUGUAUCCUGUCACGUGUAUCCCGAUGAUAACAGAACUGUCAAAGUUCAACUCCAUUCACUGUUAGCUUUACAGUAAAACAAACCACGGCAUAGAAGUGUGAUCAUUCGGUUGUUAUCAAACAUUCAAGGUUGUAGACACGAAACUGAUAACUUUAUGAAGUGCAAACUUGUGUGGAACUCGGACGUCUUGUCAAAACAACUGUCUUCCAAGUUGCCAACAUUACAACGAUAUAUUAAUAAAAGACGCCGUGGCCUCUUGGAACUGGAACAGCGUAGAAAUGAGCCACACAGAAGAAAAACAACCUCUUGUUAGCCGAGGACAUAAGGAAGUACCAUGCCAGUUCAUCCAAGCACGACAUGUUCUGGCUCUCUGGGCCUUCCUGGGAUUCUUUGUUGUCUAUUGUCUCCGUGUCAACCUGAGUGUGGCGCUGGUUGCUAUGGUGAACAGUACUCAGGCUAAAAGCGAUGUCAACGACAGCACGGAAUGUCACGCUCCUGGAGGCUUCAGCAAUACCACUGUUCACACUACAGGAGAGUUUGACUGGGAUGAGCAGACUCAAGGACUGAUCCUGGGCUCUUUCUUUUAUGGCUACAUCACCACACAGGUGCCAGGCGGUUAUCUAGCUGAGAGGUUUGGUGCCAAGAAGUUGUAUGGCUUCGGAAUCCUUUGUACCUCCAUACUUACCCUUCUGACACCAGUGGCGGCAAGACUUGGGGGGCUGCCUGUCUUCAUAGCUGUGCGAGUCCUGGAGGGGAUAGGAGAGGGGGUGACCUUCCCAUCUAUGCACGCCAUGUGGGGGAACUGGGCACCCAUCUUGGAGAGGAGCAAGCUUGCAGGAUUUUCCUAUGCUGGGGCACAGUUGGGUGUGGUGUUUUCCAUGCCAAUCUCUGGCUUGCUGUGUGCGUCAACAUUUCUUGGAGGCUGGCCGUCUGUCUUCUAUGCCUUUGGGGUGAUGGGCUGUGUGUGGUUCAUCAUGUGGAUGCUCUUGGUGCAUGAAACUCCUGCUGACCACCCUCGAAUAACCAGAGAAGAGAGGGAGUACAUUGAAAGCUCUGUGGGCAAGAAAACGCAUCUGAAGACACCCUGGAGGAAGAUCUUCACCUCUGGGGCAUUGUGGGGGAUUGUUGGCGGUCAUGUGGCAACCAACUGGGGCCAGUAUACAUUCCUCACCUGCCUCCCGACGUUCAUGAAGAGAAUCCUCAAGUUUGAUAUCCAGUCUGAUGGUUUGCUGUCUGCUGUGCCAUAUGCAGCCCUGUGGUCUGUGCAAGUUCUGAUUGGGUUCGUUGCCGACUAUCUCCGAUCCCAUGGUUACCUUACAACCGUUGCCACCCGCAAACUCAUGAACUCAUUAGGACUGAUGCUCCCUGCUGGCAUGGUGAUCGGCGUCAGCUACGUGGGCUGUAACCACGUGUGGGCAGUUACGCUGUUGACCUUGGCCUUGGGAACCAGUGGGAUCACAAUGGGGGGAUACAUGAUCAACCAUCUGGACAUUGCGCCCAAGUUCUCGGGAGUGUUGCUGGGUAUAACCAAUGGGAUUGCUACGAUUCCCGGCUUCCUGGGCCCCCAAGUGGUUGGCAUCAUCACCAACAAUAAUGAGACGAUAGCAGGGUGGAGAAUUGUGUUCUUCAUCACGGCAGGCGUCUAUGUGGUCGGGACAAUCAUCUUCAUCGUCUUUGCUCGUGGAGAGGAACAGUCCUGGGCCAAAGUGAAACCUGAGGAGGAAGAUGUCUUCAAGAAAUCCGAGUCUUCCAUACAAGCAACUGUGCAGAAUGCUCCUUAUGAUCAGGAGGUCCUUAUACCUCCACCUACUAAGAGCUCUUCGUGAUAUUGUGACACUGAGUUUGUUGUAAAUGUAUUAAAUAGUGCAAUAUAUGUCAUAUUCAUACACCAUACCGACCAUGUGGAUUCCUGCUUAGAACAGGUCCCCAGCAACCUAUGCUGGUUGUAAGAGGGAACCAAAUGGAUUGGGUGGUCAGACUCAGUUGAAUGUAGCCAUGGUGUGGAUUGUGGCUGACAAAAUCAAUCACUGCCUUUUUAUCCCCCGGGCAUAUAGUCUACGCCUCAUCUGUCUGUCUGUCUGUCUGUCGAUAAUCAUUUCACUUUAGGAGCGUAAGUCGAAAACCAAGUUUUGAUACCUACUCUUGUGUAUGGACAUACAGAUUAGAUAGAAAUUCUCACAUCCAACUGGACUCUUGUCUCGUCCAGACUGGAUUAUUUCCAAGCCGCUGCAUCACCAACUUCUUGAAGAUGUCAUACAAGCAGUAUUCAGUACUGACAUGGAAGUGGCACGUUCAGUGUCAAACAAGUCAGCUAGUGAACCUGACCACCCGACCCAAGCAGGAGAGUGCUUGGUACCUGUUGUAACCCGGGUCUCACACAUAUCAGUGUGUGUGUUUGUGUGUUUGUGUGUUUGU
Molecule: messenger RNA, 2458 nt
Organism: Haliotis rufescens (red abalone)
Lineage: Eukaryota; Metazoa; Mollusca; Gastropoda; Lepetellida; Haliotidae
Product: sialin-like
Exons: 12
Coding region: 322-1869 (515 amino acids)
Biological process (GO): transmembrane transport; monoatomic anion transport
Molecular function (GO): transmembrane transporter activity
Source: RefSeq, a predicted model, not a curated record